Stomoxys calcitrans (stable fly) is the source of this 3365-nucleotide messenger RNA. RefSeq lists its product as uncharacterized. Lineage: Eukaryota; Metazoa; Arthropoda; Insecta; Diptera; Muscidae. The record is from RefSeq and is a predicted model, not a curated record. The coding region runs from base 936 to 3257 and encodes 773 amino acids. The transcript has 8 exons. Gene Ontology annotation, biological process: signal transduction.
ACUGUGGCGUUAAAACACAGAAAAAAUAUUAAAAGUUAAUUAACAUCGAAUUAACUUGACAGAAAUUAGCUGCGGAGUGAUUAGCAAGCAACCAAAAUUCGAAAAUUGUGUGUGUGUAAUUAGUCAAUAAUAGAUUCCUAGCAUCUUAAAUGCUCUGUGAGUGCUCAGUUUGUCAGUGUCAAGUGCAAGUGAGGAAUUUUUUUUCUAUUCUUCUUCUUUCUGGAGUACAAAGAAAAGGGAAAUUUUGCGAGAAACAAAAUAAAAGUGAAUUUAAAUGUUAAAAUACAACAACAUAACAUAGUAAACAAAUGUCUAGUUGUUAUUGUUUUGCUGAUAGUAUGAAAAACAAGUGCUGCAAUAUCUAUUGAUUCCUCUUAAAAAAGGUUGGUCGAAGUUCGCUGCCCAACCCACCCCCAUCAAUAUGGUUACUUCUACUAUUGCUGAGAUAGUAGCUUCAUAAAAAGCCAACAUCAUACAUUCAUUCAUUGCUUGAAAAGCUGUUGCUGCUUUUUUCUUCUUCUCAUCAUCCACCAGUGACCAUUGCCUUUGUUGGUGCUAUUGCCCUGUGUGCGCCGCCAAGCUUCAUUUGUUUAGUGAAAAAUACCUACAAUAAAAGCAACGUUGAACAAUUUUAAGUAUAUUAUUAUUAUUAUUUGGCUAUAUGGCUAACAAUUUGUCCCCAACGCAAACAUAUACCAACCAUCAUCCCAUCGGUACCUGUUGUUAUAAAACGGAAAGUUUCUAUGACCAUUGUUAUGGUCACGGUGAUCAACAACAACAGCAGCAGCAGCAACAGACAAAUUUUUCAUUAAAGUAGUUGAUAGACUACAUAGUGUUGGAGCCUUUAUCGGCGAGUUAUUGAUUUUUCUUUAUACCAAGUUGAAUUGGCAGCCAACCAAACCCUAUUUUCAAAUCAACUUUUGCAAACAUACAAUAUGGAAUUGAAAGUUUGGGUCGAAGGUAUCCAAAGGAUUGUUUGUGGCGUUACCGUCAACACAACUUGCCAGGAUGUUGUGUUUGCUUUGGCUCAUGCUACCGGCAAGGUGGGACGUUUCACCCUCAUCGAAAGAUGGCGCAACAAUGAACGUCUAUUGGCACCAAAUGAGAAUCCCUUAAAGCUUCUAUUGAAAUGGGGGGAGUAUGCAAAUGAUGUACAAUUUAUAUUGCAACGCUCCGAAAGUAAGCAACAACAACAAAACCAGAAUCAGAACCAACUUCAACAACAAACACAUUCCAAGCUUGAAGCGCAGCAAAGCAUUAGUAAUAAUAGCAACGGCAACAGCAACAACAAUGAAAGCACAACUGUGAUGUCUAACAAAAAGCCAUUGGGUUUAAGCAAUAUUACUAACAAUAAUAAUAACAAUAACAACAACAAUAAUAAUAACACUAACACUAAUAUAAGUGAUAAACAAAACAACAAUAACACAACAACAACAACUACUAACAAUCCAAUUGUUGAGAAUGCAUUAAAUGCAACAACGCCGCCGAAUUCGCAGGCAAAUACAACGCAACAACAAAAACAUUUAACCAUGGAACUCAGUUUAAAUGCAGCCCACGAGAGAGCCAAGGAAUUGAAAAAGGCUUUUGGGGUUCCCGACUCAAAACCUUUCGACAAUAUUGGCAUUGUCAAGGGCAUACCUCAAAGGAAUGCCAAUGGUAAUAAUACCCAAGCUAUGGCCACUACAGUUUCGACUGCAGCAGCAUUAAUACCACGUCAUGAAAAAUCGCAUUCGAAUCCCAUUGAAAUGCCUUCCUCUAUGAGUGGAGGUAACACAAGUUUGGGUUUGGGCAGUGGCCCUGGUGGUUUGGGCAAAGGAAAUGGUGCUUAUCCCGAAAGUAUUAGUUACAAUAGUAAUACCAACAACAACAAUCGCAAUACUUCUAACAAUAUAUACCAACAAUUGGGUGCUCAUAAUAGCAAAUCAAUAAACGAAAUCAAUUUAGCCGAGGUACGCAAUGCCCUGGACAGGCGAACUACAGGAGCGGCUGCAGGCAAUCACAGCAUGAACUCAGGCGUCGAACCUAUGAGUGGCAGCGCUGAAAUAAUAUUCACCUCAAACUUCUCAUCUGCAGCAACAUCAUCAUCAUCAGCAGCAACGAAUAAUCAUGGCAGCCAAAUGACAAUUGGUAGCAGCGAAAAUCUUUUAGACAUUUACAACGGCAAUGCAGCAACGAUGAGUAGUAAUAAGUUUUCCAAUUCACCCAACGAAUUGUACAAACAAACACCAUCGAUAUCGGCAAAUGGUGCUCUAGUUCCACCACCUUACCGCGAUCCACCGCCACCACGUAAUAGCCCCUUGCAGCAACAGCUAGGUGGUAGUCAACAGCAACAACAACCACCACUUCCAACAUCUGCGAAUGUUUCGACAAAUUCCAAUGCAUUGUAUUCGAAUCAGCCACAACAACAUAACCCACAAGCAUCAUAUCAAUCACCAGACUAUGAUUUUGUGGAUUAUCAACAAAUAAGCGAUUUGGUAUUACCCGCCAGCAUGGAUGAGAGCGAAAGUAUUUUCCAGGCCACCCAAUACAAUGAUCUACUGCAGUUGAUAAAAUUCCAAAGGGAAAAAAUUAAUCAACAACAAAUGGAAUUAACCAAGUAUGAUGCCGAAAUUGUCUAUUUGGAGUCUAAGGAAAGAGAUCAGGCCCAGGAAUUGGAAGCCAUAUCAAGAGAAAUAACUAAAGCUGAUCAACUAUUUCGACAGGGCAGUGAGCAGCUUCAAACUUUACAAUACGUUGAGGAGGAAAAUGAACUGGUGAAACAACAGGAAAAAACUCUUAAGUCUGAAAUCGCUUUGUUGCGCUCAAAAUUGGCCAAUUGUGAGACAGAACUAUUACAAUGCAAAAACAAAAUACGUUUGCUAAUGGAUGACAUCGAGAUUGAGCAGAGAAAUAAUUCAAAACAAAAUAUGAGACAAAAUGUUGAACGUGAUUUUCUUAUGGAAAUGGAACGCAUCCAAAGCGAAAUUGAUCAGGCCAUACACAAUACGGAUACAUCGAAUAAAACUGCAGAAAGUUUGAAAAAAGAAAUACUGUUAAUCGAAAAUGCCAUACAGGAAAAGAAGAGACAGGUUGAACAAUUGGUCAAUGAAAUGAAAGAAGUUAAUCUACAAAGUUUAACAGUAACAACAUCGGAAGAGAUAAAACAUUUGUUAGAAGGCUCUAAUAAACCUGGCAGUAGUCGUCGUAUUAUUGGUUCUCCACGUCAGUUGGAGAAUGCUGUACCCACAAGUAAAAAUCCCCAUGGAGUUUGGGUUUAAUUUAAAACGUAAACCUUAUACAACAAUAUGUCUAUGAAAUACCUCUCAUCUCUCGUACUUACUUACAACCUUAACCAUAUCAAUUAUCGAAACUAAUAACGAAAUUUA